Messenger RNA from Leishmania braziliensis MHOM/BR/75/M2904, 2613 nucleotides. RefSeq lists its product as hypothetical. The transcript has a single exon. The record is from RefSeq and is a predicted model, not a curated record. Lineage: Eukaryota; Euglenozoa; Kinetoplastea; Trypanosomatida; Trypanosomatidae. Bases 1 to 2613 code for a protein of 870 amino acids.
AUGUCUCGCAUGGCUACCGGAGACCACCUGAAGCUGUUGAAGGGACAACUCUCAGAAAAGGAAUUUCGAAUAGGCGAGCUUGAGAACCGUGUCAAGGAUCUUUUUAUCGAAGCCAAAGAACUCGAUGAAAAGCUACGUAUCGCGAACCGUAACGCCCGAGUUCUUGAAGAGGAAAACAGCAACUAUCACAUUCGUAUCAAGAGCCUUGAGAAGGAAAGCGAUACCUCGGAUGUCUUUCCCUUGCAGAGAGAGGCGAUGAAGCUCAUUCAAGAGAAUGAGGAGCUGCGGAAGUCGCUAACAGAGGCUGAGAGACAUGUGAGGCAAAUGUCAAUCCGUGAGCGCAAUAGCGACCAUGGCGCUGACAAGCGAAUUCGUGAACUACAGAGCGAAUGCGAAAGAAUGCAAAAGGAGAGACUGCGCGAGAGCAAAGAGUUGGAGAACACUCGUCAUCAGUGCGCUGACUUGCGAAAGCGCCUUGAUGACAAUGAGGAGACACUGAAGUCUGCAAAAGAGCUAUGGGACCAGGAGCGUGAGAGGUAUCAGCAGAAGAUCGAUGAACUGCUAGACUUCAAUAAGCGCGCGGAAAGGCCUCUUGUGACCCCUUUUGCUCGGAACAGAAAUGGCGGCGUUGAGGAACCGCUGGAGCAAUUUCUAUUGAAGGAAGAGGUUGCACAGCUAGAAAGGAAGCUGAAGGAGGCGCAACACAAAAGCUGGGAAAAGGAGAAGGAGUGGGUGCGCACCGAGAACGAGUUGCGCCACCAGAUUAGCGAAUUGCAGGUGAAUGGCAGCUCAGAAGGCCGUAACGACGAAGCACUUUUCCAGGCCAUGAAGGAUCAAGUUAGGUCUUUGCAAGAUGAAAUUCAGGCUCUUCGGUAUGAUAGGCGUGGCUCUCGAUCAGCACAAGCCGUACCGAUGAGCUUGAUACAUGCUUCCUCGACUGUGAAGCCGGCUGCGAAGAGUUGUUUACUGGAGGAAUGGGCAGCUCGCUAUGAAUCCGUAUCGAGGGCGAAUGACGACCUUCGUGAUCAGGCAGAUGCAGCUAAGGUGAAAAUUCUUGAACUUCAAAACGUUAUUGACGAGAAGGUGGUAACAUGCAAAGAGAUGGAGGUCCGACUCGCAGCUGCUCAGAAGCAACUCGAAGACGCUUCUCAUGAGUCAUUGACAGAUAGGCUAUCAUCUGUCCGCUCGACCGGUGGGUACAGUUAUGGAAGUCGCGCAACCGGAGCUCCACACAGCCAGGACGAUGCGCGUGCAAUGAUAGUCUUGAAGCAGAGAGUGCGUGACUUAGAGGCAGAGUUGAAGAAGCUUAACAGCGCACAAGAGCAGAAGGAGGCAAUCAGUCAUGUUCGCAUUAAGGAGUACGAAAAGCAGAUCGUGGAGCUACUGCACGAAAAUGCGAAUCUUAGAGAUGUAGGAAGGGCUCAGGUUGAUUCUGAGGGCGGAGACACUGUGAUUAACUUUUUGGAUGGUGUGAUGCGUUUGACGAAGGACAAGCGAGAGUCGGUAGAGGAAAUGAUGCGACUUCUUGAGUUCACGUGGGACAGCGAGGAUGAGGCGAACCGUCAGCUACGCAGAGCCAAGUACCAAGGUGCUGCCAUGGCUGCUCGGGGUGCCGCCAAGGACGACGAGAUUCAGCGUCUCCAGAAAUAUGUCAGUGACCUGGAAAGCAAACUGCGCGACACUGAAAAGCUGGCGCACGACAAUGACGAUUUGAAGGACACCGUGGAUGCUCUGCGCAAGCAGAACCGAGGUGUGACCAGCGAAAACGACAGGCUUCGAAAGAAGGUUGGGGACCUGGAGAAGGACAAGGAGGAAGUAGUGCAGCAGCAGAGCGCAAAGCAAAAUGAAGCCAAACGGCGUGUCGAAAAGCUGCAGGCUGAGAUUGUUGACUUAACACGCAAGCUGACCAAUGCACGUAAGGCAGGUAGUCGGCCUGUUUCUCCAAACAUCAGUGCCCGCUCUCCGCAAUCUGUUACUCGCUCUCCACGACCCAGCGCCCGGCGUCGGACACCUGAGGCAAUUGCUCUCUCCGAGUUAUCUGUCCGCUCAACAGAUGAGCAGCAUAGAAGUGCUAUCCCUGAAGGUGCCCACCUCGCUUUCACAGUUGUGAUGCUGAUGGAUGUACUGCGCAAUGGUCGACCAAUCACUGAACCUGGCCACGUUAUCAUCAAGCUGAAGUCCAUCAAAGAGAAGUACAGGACUUCUGUAAAGGUGUUGUCGUCUGUGAUCCGCUUUGACGAGACAUUUGUGUUCUAUCUUGCGCAGCCAGACCAGGAUGUCAUCACUCUGCACGUCUUCUAUAAGCAGCACGGCGUUUCCCGUGAGUUUCACAUCGGGGAUGCCUGCUUCUCCAUGGCAACACUGUACCGAGGAGUUCCUCGCCAGCGCAUAGCUCCCGUGGUGCAGAACCCUGGAACAAAAGAAGCGCGUCGUGCCGCACAAGUCGAAGUGUGUCUGCAAACAGAUGACUUCGGAAAGACAAUGGAGCCCACCGAGGAGGAGGUGAAGAAGGAUAGAACGUCAUUCAACGAGCUCGUGAAGAAGUUUGAGAACAGCGCCCCGGAGAUGCUGCACGCGGUAGAUGUUUACAUGGCAUCCAACGAGCUACAGUAA